UUCUUCUUCUUUUUUCUUCUACGUCCCAGCUAACACAUCCUAUCACACGCAACCUCCUCCGUUUCAACGUGAGCACAUGUCGUCUGAAAUCUUGCAACAGUUGUUUGAGGCCCUCAAAGUCGAAUUACUACUACAAGUCAAGCUUAUGCGUUGACACUGGUACUGAGCACUGACAGUGCAGUGUGUUUCUCCCCGAAAAGUAUCAGCCUGAACCCUCAAAUCCAGUGGUGCUAAUUUCGAUGCCAGUUGUUACCUAAAGAUUUCUAGUAAAAAGACAUUUCAGUGCUCUAGUCCUAUAAUGAUUUUUCAUCUUUUUUGAUAAAUGUAAGUCUUAUUGAGUCGUAACGUCGCAUCAAGGGGAUACAAGCAUAGCGAGUUCGUCUACGAUCAGUACCCGUCUGACACCAGUUAUCUCUGUUCCUUGCGAAAUGUGUGAGCCGUCAAUCAUGCAAAUAAACAGUACGCAAGGCACACAUGUGCAUUUCUUCUUCUUUCUCUUGGCACAAGUUUAAUGGCACUAUUCAAGUAGCUGGUGUCCCCGAACCGCACACACGAGCCCCUCGCCCUCCUGUACAUCAUGCGCAUUCUUCUCCGGCCCUGUCCCCUCGCAACCCAUGUCUUCGCGUCACCUCCUCUACCCCUAGUCGACCUAUAAAACUCCAGUCUCGUGCGUGUGCAGCUAACUGAAAGCGCCCUCUUAGAAGUCAGAGCUCGAUCACAAGCUAGCUAGCCAGGCGAGCGAUCGAACGAUCGGGCUAUAAUUCCGACUACGGCGACGACGAUGGCCGGCGCGGGCGUGACGACGACGGGGUCGCCGUGCGGGGCGUGCAAGUUCCUGCGGCGCCGGUGCGCGGCGGAGUGCGUGUUCGCGCCCUACUUCUGCGCCGAGGACGGCGCGUCGCAGUUCGCGGCCAUCCACAAGGUGUUCGGGGCCAGCAACGCGGCCAAGCUGCUGCAGCAGGUGGCCCCCGGCGACCGGAGCGAGGCGGCCGCCACAGUGACCUACGAGGCGCAGGCCCGGCUGCGCGACCCCGUCUACGGCUGCGUCGCCCACAUCUUCGCGCUGCAGCAGCAGGUUGUGGCGCUGCAGGCGCAGGUGGCGCACGCCAGGACGCAGGCGCAGCUGGGGGCGGCGACGGCGAUGCACCCGCUGCUCCAGCAGCAGCUGCAGCAGCAGGCGUGGCAGGUGGCCGCCGCCGCGGAUCAGCACGACCACCAGUCCAUGACGUCCACGCAGAGCAGCUCCGGCUGCUACAGCGGCGCCCACCAGCGCUCCGACGGCUCGUCGCUGCACGGCGCCGAGAUGUACUGCGGCUACGGCGAGCAGGAGGAAGGCAGCUACUAACCCCCAGAUGAUUGAUUCACUCGUUCCUCGUUCGUUCCCCUGAGAAACCUGAGACAUGUGCCACGAAAAGUUUCUCCUUUGCAACGCGCGUUCGCUUGAGUUGGUUCAACUCUUGCCGGUCUCGGCUGUAAAGGCAUCAAUCGGUCUUGUGUUGUUUGGGGCUCAAGACGAACCCAUAAUUUUUCCAACUUUGCAACUCGAUCGGGCCUCGAUUGUUACGUGUGAACUUGUUCGAAAUUCCUUUUGUUACAGCGAGUCUGUCUGAAUAACUGUAGAAGCUAAGAUGGUGUUCGGCGAAAUUUCAGCAUCCAGACAUGUUUUGCUUGA
Aegilops tauschii subsp. strangulata is the source of this 1672-nucleotide messenger RNA. RefSeq names its product LOB domain-containing protein 29. The record is from RefSeq and is a predicted model, not a curated record. Lineage: Eukaryota; Viridiplantae; Streptophyta; Magnoliopsida; Poales; Poaceae. Gene Ontology annotation, biological process: positive regulation of DNA-templated transcription; hormone-mediated signaling pathway. Gene Ontology annotation, cellular component: nucleus.